Molecule: messenger RNA, 2013 nt
Organism: Cajanus cajan (pigeon pea)
Lineage: Eukaryota; Viridiplantae; Streptophyta; Magnoliopsida; Fabales; Fabaceae
Source: RefSeq, a predicted model, not a curated record
AUGGUAAAGACAAGGAAUACUGAUUUUGAAGGACAUCAGUCCGAAGAUGAGCACCAGUCCAGGGCCGAGACAGUUGAGGAGACAAACUUGACCGACAUGGUACGCCAGAUGAAGGAAGAGGUGAUAGCCAUGAAACAGCAGCGAGAAAAGGAUGCCGCCGAGAUGGUCGCAUUAAGAGAAGAGAAUGCUGCACUAAAAAAUCAGCACCAGGAUCCCACUUGGAAGCCAUCAGAAACAACCCACACUCAGGAAUCCUUCCAUUCGUACGGCCAUCACACUUCCACUCCUCAUACUUCUGUUGCUACCCCGGUUGUCCACGCGUCGGCGAGCCAACCAUCCUUGUCCCUCGACAAGUACGACGGCACCACAGAUCCGGAUGAGCAUGUGGAUGUAUUCUUAACCCAAGUUACUCUGAGCACUACCGAUGAUGCCGCCUUGUGCCGUAUCUUCCCAACGUCGUUGAAAGGAAGAGCAUUAAGUUGGUUCACCCGGCUUCCCGCCAAUUCAAUCAACUCGUUCGGUACACUAGCUUCACAAUUCACAAUACAGUUUGCUACCAGUUGGCCUCACCAGCUAACCUCGCUGGCACUAGUAGGCAUCCGUCAAGAGAAAAAGGAGUCCCUCCGGAUAUUCAUGAGUCGAUUCAACAAAGCGGCCCUUGAAAUCCGAGACUUGAACCCCGCUGUAGCCCUACACCACCUUACCACUGCCUUGAAGCUAGGACCUUUUGCCAAUAGCAUUUGUAAGAAACCCCCUACAGACAUGGACGAUUUACGUCGACGAGCUGACAAAUAUAUGCAGAUGGAGGAAUUAGCAGAAUUCCGAAACCAAGCCCGAGCAGAGGUCUCGACAAAAUCUGACAAACCAACCGAUGUUAGUUUUCGGGGUCGACCGAAGGAUUUCGGGCCCCGCGAGAAACCACCCCGGGGUCCGAGGUACUCCCAAUAUACGCCCCUCAAUACAAGCAGAUCAGCAAUCCUGGAACGGGCACUUGCUUCAGAGGUGCUAGCAGUCCCGAAACGAGCCUCGACCCCUCCCAGGGCCGAUACAAGUAAGUUCUGCAGAUAUCAUCGCAAUAGGGGACACUCAACAGAGGAAUGUGCGACAUUGAAGGACAAAAUUGAAGACCUAAUCAAACAGGGACAGUUACAAAGUUUCAUAGAUCGCCUAAACUCGUCCCGACACACCGAUCGGCCUCGGCGGCAAGAUCAACCCGAGCAAAGAACAAGAACAGACUCAUACAGAGAACGAAGUCGGUCAAGAAGCAGAAGAGAAGAGGAACCCCCAACACAGACUCGGCGAGUCAUCAAUACCAUAGCCGGCAGAUUCGCUGGUGGCGGGUCAUCCUCCUCGGCUCAAAGGAGGCAUCUUCGAGCCGUUCGGCAUGUACAUGCAGUAGAAACAGUUCGUCGUCGUCUCCCCACUAUCACAUUCACCGAGAAUGAUUUCAGAGGCAUUGACCCGGAUCAGGACGACCCAAUGGUAAUCAGUGUCGAAAUCCACAACUGUGUUAUGCGAAAAACGUUGGUUGAUCAGGGAAGCUCCGCCGACAUUCUGUAUUGGAACACGUUUAAGCAGUUGGGCAUUCCGGAAUCCGAGCUGGUCCCUUAUGACGAACCUUUGGUUGGGUUUUCAGGUGAACGGGUUAAAACAAAAGGUUAUAUUAAGCUGUCAACUCGGUUCGGGUUUGAAGGAACCGAAUACCGAGACAUUUCGGUUAAAUACGUGGUGGUUCACACCAGUACAUCUUAUAACAUUCUACUUGGUCGGCCAUCCUUGAAUCGGCUUGGGGCAAUAGUUUCUACACCCCAUUUAGCCAUGAAAUUCCCGGCUGAAUCAAGGCAUGUCAUCACGAUCCACGCCGAUCAAAAAACUGCACGAGAAUGCUACUUUGCCAGCCUUCGAUUACCAAAAGUUAAUGAAGCGCGUGAGGAGCCGAAGGGUCUUCACUCGGUGUCACAGCAAUCGGUUAUUGACCUUGAUCCCCGGAUUGACAAAGACGAAAGAGUAUAA